AGUUUGUGUAUCCGUUCAAACUUCAAAGUGAUCAGUGAUGCCAAAAUUAUUAUUCCAUUUGUUCCUUCACAAAUUUGUUGUUUUUGAAAGAAGAUACGCACAUGAUCGUACUUAUACAUUUCACAGCCAGAAAAAUCUUCUCUGCAAAUAGAUAUUGUUUUUAAAUUAUGAUUUUCUAGCUGGAUUUGCGCAUUUGGCAUUGCUAAAAUGAAAGCUGCAAGAGGCUUGGAACUUUGGAGAGGAAUUUAUGGGGUAAAAGCCACUAGCCCUCUGCUAGCCGUAACCUGCCGGAAUGACACGAGCAAGCGCUUCCAGCAUCCUCACAAUCCUGCGCAGGGCCAGUCGGGAGACAUCGGCGUCGUCCCGGACAUACCCACCUCCGCGAAGUCCAGCACCCUGGGAAACUUAAAACGCGGUCGAGGAGGACGUUCUUCGUUUAGUGGCGUGGUGGCUACGGUUUUUGGCGCAUCGGGCUUUCUUGGCGGAGCCGUUUCUAACCAGCUGGGAAAAAUUGGUAGCCAGCUGAUCAUUGCCCAUCGCUGCGAUCCGUACGAUGUGCGGCAUAUUAAGGUUAUGGGCGAUCUGGGACAAGUUUUGUUCCAGUACUGCGAUAUCCGUGAUGAAGCCGCCGUGAAAAGAAGCAUGAAAUACUCCAACGUCGUAAUCAAUCUUAUUGGCCGCGAUUACGAAACCAAGAAUUUUACUUUCGAGCAAGUGCAUGUGGAAGGAGCUCGCCGGAUAGCGCGGGCCGCUAAGGAAGCGGGUGUUGAACGGUUAAUUCAUUUUUCGGCUCUUAAUGCCUCGGAAAACCCAACACCGAUCUUGAUGAAGAAGGGCUCGGAAUUUUUGAAAUCCAAAGCACGCGGGGAGAAAGCCGUGUUGGAAGAAUUUCCCAAUGCUACAAUAUUUCGUCCAGCGGAUAUCUUCGGUACAAACGACAGGUUUAUAAUGUAUUACCGCUAUUGGCUGAGGCGCAACGUUAAAUGGAUGCCGAUGUACAAAUGGGGUGAAGCAACGAUCAAACAGCCUGUUUUCGUUGGUGAUGUGGCUCGUGCUGUUGCGAAUGCCGUAACUGAUCCGGACUCUAUUGGAAAAAUUUACGAAGCAGUGGGGCCGAGAAGGUACGUGCUGGCUGACUUGGUGGACUGGUUUUAUCAGGUUAUGAGACGAUCGCCAGAAAUGUGGGGAUACCGAAGAACGCCCCUUGACCCAAUUUCACGGCUCAAGCACAAGAUGUUCGACAUCUUCGCUUACAGAAAUCCUCACCUUACAACUGAACGAGCCGAGCGUGAAUAUGUAACAGACAAGCGUGCCGGUACACUGCCAGACUUGGAAGCGUUGGGAAUAAAGCCACUCAAAACCAUCGAGGAAUAUGCGCCAUUUGUACUAUAUCCCUUUCGGGCAUUUAAUGAUUAUAACGAUGAAUUAGGUGAAUUUCCUACGCCUCCCGAUCCUCGCUAUAUGGAGGAUGAACUACACACGGAGUUGUGGAAACUCUAUCAUCAGUCUCCAGAGCAGCAACUGCAAACCCGUUGAAACUGUCGAAGUGUAAAUAUAUUAUAAUACAGCCUUAGGUUUGAUUAAAUAUUACGCAAAGCUGUUUUAUUUUAUUUCAGUUUUCAUUCAAUUAUGAAUUAGUUUAUCUGUUAGCAACUACGUUUACUAUUAAUAACUUGUGUUGCUUAUCAGACCUGUUUUACUGAAAUAAAAACGAGUGAACGUCGAAAAAAACUGUACAUU
This is a messenger RNA of Paramacrobiotus metropolitanus, 1740 nucleotides long. RefSeq names its product NADH dehydrogenase [ubiquinone] 1 alpha subcomplex subunit 9, mitochondrial-like. Bases 208 to 1536 code for a protein of 442 amino acids. Lineage: Eukaryota; Metazoa; Tardigrada; Eutardigrada; Parachela; Macrobiotidae. The transcript is spliced from 10 exons. Gene Ontology annotation, cellular component: mitochondrion. Gene Ontology annotation, molecular function: protein-containing complex binding. The record is from RefSeq and is a predicted model, not a curated record.